Molecule: messenger RNA, 1455 nt
Organism: Penicillium taxi
Lineage: Eukaryota; Fungi; Ascomycota; Eurotiomycetes; Eurotiales; Aspergillaceae
Product: CENP-N/CHL4 family protein
Exons: 1
Coding region: 1-1455 (484 amino acids)
Biological process (GO): chromosome segregation; CENP-A containing chromatin assembly
Source: RefSeq, a predicted model, not a curated record
AUGGCACCACCUAAUAUAGUCCGCGCCCCAACGACAGCAAGUCUUCCAAACAACCUACGUAUCCCAUCGACAACACCGUCCCUUAUCAAGAACCUAAGCAGGCUAUCUCGACAAGCCCUACUGGAGCUAGCAUUAACAUGGCUUAAUGACGACCGAGGCACUAUACUAUUUCCACCAUAUCUUCAACGCGAAGGCGAGGGCGAUGACGAGGAAAUCGUUCCAUACCCCGCCGCAGAAACUGUGGAAGAAGUCCGCGAAGAGUACGAGGAUCUGCAAGAACGAAAGGGCGGGAAACGAGAGGUUCUAGAGCGCAUCCUCGAAGGUGAUUGGCGACAUGGAAUCACCUUGCGCCAGCUCGCCAUGGCAGAUAUCCGUUAUAUGGACGACCAUCCGACAGGUUUGCGAUGGACAGCACUAGAGCUUCGUCGCAUCGAUACGCGCCAUGACAAAUCUAAACUAGAAGACUGGUCAGCUUCUUUCCCACGCAUACAAGCGGCUACUUUCAUCAAGGCUCUUCAGAAAGAGGUUGCCCCGCUUGUCAAGGCACAUUACCAUAUCGUUCGAUCAUCUUCUCUCCCCAUCACAUUCUUACGCAUUUUUGUCGUCGAUUCACCCUAUAAUUCCCCCCGACAAACACCUGAGAUUUUUGCAGACUCUUCCCGUGUCAUGUAUGUGGCGUUUCCUGACAGUUCGCCCCACGUCUAUACCUCUAUAUCUGCAUCCAUAGGCAAGGCUACUGCGCCAAAAGGCUCUGUCGCAACUGAUCCGCGCAGUCUGCAGCGUAUCGUCCGCGAUGCUAUUCCAAAGGCUCUUUCACGCCCUCAUGAUAGAUAUAGCCUAAAUGCUACAGGGCUGACAGCCAAGCAUCUGCCGACACUCCUCGCUCUUCGUGGGCCUGGCCGUUCAACUGCGGCAAAUGGUGCGUUUAGUAUAUUUGCCGAUGCCGCUCUUGAGGGAAGUCCUUUGGAUCCUCGACUGUCAAAUACUGUCCCUGCGGAGGAGCAUGCUCGUAAAAGUCUCAAUCAUGCUGGCGAGAGUCCAGAGAAUGCAAUCAACCUAGAGGAACCACUAAAUCACAAAUAUUUCAAAGCCAAACGCCUGUUUUCUGAUCAAGAUGCCGGCUCUCUUUCUCCGACAUCUAAGAAGAGGAAACUUGCUGUUUCUUCUCGGUUUGGGUCCUCAAUGACCCCGGCACCACUGGAUCGUCUCGAUAUUCGGUUUUUAGACAAACCUACUGUUAGUGAAGAAGAAGAUGAUGAUGAGAAUGGCUCUGUUGGUUUGUCUUUACCUACGCUUUCUCUUUCGUUCACUGGAUCGGAUGUCAUCAGUGGGAUUCGCAAACUCGCUGAAAUUGGCAUCGUUGAUCCUGAGCGCAUGCCUUCUUGGAUGACGGGUGAAGAUGGAGUUAGUACCGCUGCUGUUCGUGGAGGUCGACGAGUCAAGAAAACGGGUUGA